This is a messenger RNA of Pongo pygmaeus (Bornean orangutan), 3169 nucleotides long. It is a transcript of the gene ZNF576, whose product is annotated as zinc finger protein 576. The transcript has 2 exons. Lineage: Eukaryota; Metazoa; Chordata; Mammalia; Primates; Hominidae. The record is from RefSeq and is a predicted model, not a curated record. Bases 722 to 1234 code for a protein of 170 amino acids.
UAUUUUGAGGACCGGGCUGGUGCGACUAUACUACUGCCGGAUGGCAAAUCCGGGAUCUCCGCUCCGAGAGGCUCGUCUGGCAAAAGGGCGCGGAAACCACGGGGGCCCUGAGACUGAGUGGUCCCUGUCCCACUUCUCUCUGGGUGGCGGCGCUGUAGCCAGCGACUCACAGGCGCAGCGAAAGGCAGCCCUCUGCUGUAAGGAGGAAAACUGAGGCCUGGGAGCAGGAACCUGUAGGCAGCGCUGGAGCGUAGCGGGAUAGCAGCUGCAAGCGCGCGUGGGAGGCGGGGGCUCUGGGCGGAACAAAAAUCACAGGAUGUCAGAGGAUGUUUCCCGGGAAGAACUGGGAUAAAGGGUGGGUAUCACUACCUGCCCCCAAGACACUUGAGAUUGGGAUGACGCUGGUGUCAAAGAUCAAGGCUUCCACGCUGAGUUCAGGAAGUUAGUUUGAUGCAGCAGGUCAUAGGUCACACCAGUGAGAAGACUCUAGGGGAGUCCCAAACCCAGGAAGUCCAGUCCUUUGGGAGGUUUGAAGCUUCUUUUAGCAAGAACUCCAUCAAUUAGAGUUCAAGGAGAUAGUAUGUCGUAGGGGUCAAAGGCAGGCAAGGAGAGCCUCUGGCGAUGUCAAAGGUCAUAGACUUAGGGUGCCCUCUAAGACUGGUAACAGAUGAACAGCUUCACUCAUGCACGCUCCUCUCCUGACUAGAAGGGUCCCAGCACCAUGGAGGACCCGAACCCUGAAGAGAACAUGAAGCAGCAGGAUUCACCCAAGGAGAGAAGUCCCCAGAGCCCAGGAGGCAACAUCUGCCACCUGGGGGCCCCGAAGUGCACCCGCUGCCUCAUCACCUUCGCAGAUUCCAAGUUCCAGGAGCGUCAUAUGAAGCGGGAGCACCCAGCGGACUUCGUGGCCCAGAAGCUGCAGGGGGUCCUCUUCAUCUGCUUCACCUGCGCCCGCUCCUUCCCCUCCUCCAAAGCCCUGAUCACCCACCAGCGCAGCCACGGUCCAGCCGCCAAGCCCACCCCGCCGGUUGCAACCACUACUGCCCAGCCCACCUUCCCUUGUCCUGACUGUGGCAAGACCUUUGGGCAGGCUGCUUCUCUGAGGCGGCACCGUCAGAUGCAUGAGGUCCGUGCCCCUCCCGGCACCUUCGCCUGCACAGAGUGUGGUCAGGACUUUGCUCAGGAAGCAGGGCUGCAUCAACACUACAUUCGGCAUGCCCGGGGGGAACUCUGAGUGCAGCUUAAGCCUCUCCACGGUGACAGGUGGCUCUGUGGCCGGUAGGACUCACCCAUGAUACGGGGUGCAGGAACUCUGAGGGCCCUGAAGGAUUUGCUUCCCUCCCCUGGGAAGGCAGAGGCCUCUUAAUAAAGAGGACCCAGAAGAUUCUCAUUUAGAGCUUCAGUCUUUGGAGGACACAGGGCCUUCGUGAGACAGUGAAAUCAGACAGUAACGAGAUCUUUUGUUUAAGAAAAAAAUGGGAAGGGAGUGCGGGAGAGAAAUGGUUUGUGUCUCCCUAUUCCCAGUUAAAUACCUAGCUGCAGAUUGUGCCAUCACCCUUCAUUCUUCCCAGAUGGAUACCAUGGGCUAUGGGAGCAAAUUGCCCUGGACCUUUGCCUGAAUGAGGGCAGGGAAGGUGAGGUGUUGCUGGCCUGUAAUGCCACCAGAUGAGUUCCAGAUGUGGAGCAACUUGGGCUUUUGGGGAUGGGGCAGCAAAGUUGGGAGCUGGACCCCAAUUGAGUGGGGGUGGCAAUUGGAGUCCUUGUGUCUCUUUCCCACCCCCUGCCAUCCUCACUCAGAGGGGCCAUGGCACUAGAUGGCACUAGUCCCCCGAUAAUUUAUGUCUCGUUUAAAUAAUUUUGUAUAUCAUUCUAGUCAUGAAAUAUUUUUUUCAUAUGUGUAGGUGAAAUGGUAUGAAUAAGCUAACAGGAAUAGUAUCUAAAAACAGAAAACAUUCAUAUUAAAAUGUCUAAACAGGGAGCUCUGGCUUUUGAGUGGGAAUUUCCAGAGAACAUAAGGGUGUGGGCAGGUGGGGAGCUCAGGCCAGAGUUGGCCUCGCUUUGUGGGGAAACUGGUUUGGAAUCAAACAGAGAUACCUUCUGUUUCGGGUUUUAUUUGGCCAACACUGGGAGAUUUCCCAUUAAGAUCCUAUUUUCAGCCCUCUUGAAAGGCCCAACCUAGGCUGACAUUGUCAGCAGGGGCAGGACAGAAGCUACAACAGGCUGGAGGGAGCAGUGGAUGUCACCCUCAACUGGAGAUGAGUCCCACCAGGCCAGUUUUACCCCCUUAGUUACCUGCCCUGCACCUGCAGACAACGGUCGAUGCCUUGCAUAUAAUACUUAUAGACUGUUUAUGUUGAGGGAUGUUUUUAAAGCCCACAGGUGAGGUGGAUGUGGUAGACUGAUCACUGUCUCUGUUUUUAGCUAGGCACAUGGUAGCUGAAAGGACUGCAUUUCCCAGAUUCCUUUGCAGCUAGAUGUGGCCUUGUGACUGAUUUCUGGCUAAAUUCCUGGGUAGAAUAGUCAAGCUUAAGAAAGGGACGGCUGGGCACAGUGGCUCACGCCUGUAAUCCCAGCACUUUGUGAGGCUGAGGCUGGUGGAUCACCUGAGGUCAGGAGUUUGAGACUAGCCUGGCCAACAUGGUGAAACCCUGUCUCUACUAAAAAUACAAAAAUUAGCCGGGUGUGGUGGCAUACGCCUGUAAUCCCAGCUACUUGGGAGGCUGAGGCAGGAGAAUUGCUUGAACCUGGGAGACAGGUUGCAGUGAGCCAAGAUCGUGCCAUUGCACUUCAGCCUGGGUGACAGAGCGAGACUCUGUUUAAAAAAAAAGAAAAGAAAGGGACAUACCUUUUUUCCACCUUCCUAACUGUAAUACGGAAAUGGUAUCCAGCCAUCUCAGACCAUAAGGACAAGAGCAACACGUGGGAUGGCAGAGCAACAAGAUAGCAGGAGCCUGGGUCUCUUGUCAAUUUCAGGGAGCACAGCCACCAUACCAGCCCACUUCCAUAUUGCUACCUAAGAAAGAAAGAAACUUCUAUCUUAUUUAAGCCACCAUUAUUUUGGGUCUCUGUCACAUGCAACAGAAUUUACAGCCUAAGACAGGGGUCUGCAAACUAUGGCCAACUCUAGCCUGCUGCCUGGUUUUGCAAAUAAAAUUUUAUUUAAACAGUU